AACCAUAUCUUUAGUUUUACUCAUGUUCCAUUUUAUACAUAUCUCCAUUUGUUGUGGUGGCUAAAUAUCAAAAAUAGGGUUGUAGCCAGGGUUGUUCCCUGCCCUGGCACAAGACUAGACAAAACAAAAAAAGGGUGUUCAAGAAAAAUAAUGUACAAAUUUUGAUUGUACAAAUUUUGUGAUUUAAGAGGGAAAAAAUCUUUUUGUUGUCGUUAUUGUUGUUGUUGUUGAACAUUAGAAAGGAAAAAAUGGCAGAUCCAGAGCCAUUGAUUGAUGUUGGAAAAUUAAAUGAAAAAGUUCUAUGUUAUGCACAAACAAUUUAUAGAUUUAAUGGAGUUUGGGAAGGACCAGAUCCUUUGACACCAAUUAUCCCUCUUUUCUUUAUUCAAGUUUCAUUAGCUAUCUUGAUCACUCGUUUUGUCACCUUUGUCUUAAAACCCACCAGGCAACCUCCUUUUGUUGCUGAGAUUAUUAGUGGCAUACUUUUAGGUCCUACAGCACUUGGAAGGAUCAUGAGGUUCAGGAGGCUGCUUUUCCCAAACUACAACUUCCAUGUUAUUGAGACAAUGGCUCAUGUAGCCCUUGUGUUCUAUGGGUUUCUAGUGGGAUUGCAGAUGGAUAUGAAAUCUGUUCUUCGAAUUGGAAUAAAGGCUAGAAAUGUUGCUAUUAUCGGUAUCAUCAUCCCUUUUGUCAUGGGAACAAUAUUAUAUUUCUCACUUACUCGCGAUGAAGAAGUUAGAGGCUUCAUUUUCUAUGGUGGUGCUCUUACUAUAACAGGGUUCUCUGUCCUGUCUAAGAUACUUGAUAAACAAAAGAUCCUCCAAACUGACAUAGGGAAAAUGGCUAUGUCUUCAGCUGUAAUCAAUGAUAUUGGUGCAUGGUUUAUUCUUACACUAGGAUAUGUUGUUACAGGGAGUACAGCUAAUAUACAUUGGGCUUUAAUUUGCACGAUUGCUUACGCCUUGUUCUGUGUCUUUUAUCUCCGUCGUGCCAUGGGCUGGAUCAUUAGAAAAAUGCCAGAAGGACAAGGGUAUAGUGAGUUCUUUAUAUGUUCAAUCCUUGCUGGAAUGGCUAUUUCUGGAGUUAUAACUGAUGCUUUAGGGACACAUCCUAUUAUUGGAGCUUUUCUCUUUGGACUUAGUAUACCUAACCAAGUGCUUCAAGCAGAAAUUAUCGAUAAGCUUGAUGACUUUGUGACGGGCAUUUUUAUGCCAACUUUCUUUGUUGUUUGUGGACUCAGAACCAAUUUCGGACAAAUGGGCAGCAUUUACGAAAUUGUUGGCUACAUACUUUUAUUUGUUUCAGCCAAAAUCUUGAGCUCAAUAGCUGCCACUUUCUUCUCUGAAAUGACUAUUAAGGAGGCCCUGGCUGUUGGAGUACUUAGCAACACCAAAAGUAUCAUGGCCUUGAUCAUUAUCGAAGCUGGUCAGGCACAACAGGUUUUGAGCACACAAUUGUACUCCCUUAUGGUGGCUGGCAUUUUGGUGAUGACGGCGACAGUCACACCUAUGACUAUGCUCCACCGUCCCUCGCAGGAAAUUGCUCCCCAUAAACGAAGGACUAUACAGAAGGCAAGAAUGGAGGAGGAGCUUCGGGUCCUUGCUUGCAUCCAUGGCACACAUGACAUCCCUUCAGUCAUCAACCUUCUUGGCUCGUCACAUUCUACAUCAGCAUCCCCAAUAACUGUCUUUGCUCUCCAAGUAGUAGAAUUAGUCGGGCGUGGAUCAUCUAUGCUAGAAGUACACAACUCAGGGAAACGAGGCUCACGAAGUCUUGGACACGAGGAGACACAAACAAGACAGAUCAUCACUGCUUUCGACAACUAUGAGCUACGAUCAGAUGGAGUGAUGGUACAAGUACUCACAGCAAGGUCUGCUUUGUCCACCAUGGAUGAAGAUAUGUGCAACAUUGCCAAAGACAAGCGUGUAGCUUUCAUCAUUCUACCUUUUCACAAACAACGAGGUAUCGAGGGUGAAAUGGAGGAUGUCAACCCUGAAAUUCGGGCUGUCAACGAAGGUGUGCUAGCUAAUGCCCCUUGUUCUGUGGGAAUCCUCAUCGAUCGUGGCCUCUCUGAGAUCAGUGACUAUGCAAAAAAUAUCGUUGUCCUCUUUUUUGGAGGUGCUGAUGACAGGGAAGCUCUGGCUUACGCUUUGAGAAUGGUUGAUCGUCCAGAUACACGGCUAACUGUUGUAAAGUUCAUUCCAGACGAAGGCGCUUCUGAUAUAGAGCAAACAGAAUUUGCUGAUGAAAGUCAUGUGAAUGUCCAGAUUGACAAAGAGAGUGAAAAAUUGAUGGACGACGAGUUCUUAAACAGGUUCAAGAUCAGCACAGCCAAUGACAAAUCAGUAACAUACAUAGAACUGUUGCUGAAUGAUGUGGAAGAAGCUGUCAAGGCCAUAAAACUAAUGGAUCAGCAUAACUAUGAUCUCUACAUCGUAGGAAAAGGCCGAGGCGUGGUGUCACCACUAACGGCUGGCCUAGUCGAUUGGUGUGACUGUCCUGAGCUCGGGGCUAUUGGUGAUCUUUUAGUGACAUCAGAAUUCGACUCCACAUUCUCCGUGCUGGUGAUGCAACAGUAUGUUAAGCCAAUUGGAGAUGGUUCAGUAAAUUCUUAUGGAUCAAUGAGUGAGAGGAUAGCAGGCAUUGGGAUGGACAUGGACUUGGACAUGCAACGCGCGGAUAGUGAAUCAGGGGAUGUGUUCUCCAGUUUUAGAAGGCGAACGGAACAUAUGCCACGAGUCUAAACAACACAAAGUCUUAGCUUAGGCUGAUGACAAACACUUAAAAGGUUGUAACUUCACAUUCAAAAG
Solanum verrucosum is the source of this 2810-nucleotide messenger RNA. Its product is annotated as cation/H(+) antiporter 15-like. The coding region runs from base 249 to 2744 and encodes 831 amino acids. Gene Ontology annotation, cellular component: membrane; endomembrane system. Gene Ontology annotation, biological process: regulation of pH; proton transmembrane transport. Gene Ontology annotation, molecular function: antiporter activity. The record is from RefSeq and is a predicted model, not a curated record. Lineage: Eukaryota; Viridiplantae; Streptophyta; Magnoliopsida; Solanales; Solanaceae. The transcript is spliced from 3 exons.